AAGGAGCAGUUUGUUCCCUCAUUUAGGACUCCAGUACACUGCACCCAGUCUGUACAUUGAGAAGGUUGUCCUGUCACCAGCAUCAAAAGAAACACUUCUAGGUUAUGCAGCUGGGAAGCUGAAUACAACAUUGUGACUGUGAGGCAAACCCAGGACAGUGUACAAACCUAGGGAAAUUGGAGACAUGGCGUCACCUUUGAGCCAAGAUGACUCUUUCGAAGAGGAGGACCUUCAGGUCACCGGAAUGGAUCCGAAAGAGGUGCAGCCUGGUCGCUCUGGAGCCGACGACCUGGAGAACAGGAGACAAAUGGAGGGCGAUCCAGAAGGGCGCUUCCACACAGUCCCGCUGGACACAGAAAAUUUCUGGUUUACCUGCUACACCUUCUCUCUGGGCUCAGGUCUCAACCCCGAAGUCCGCAGGAAGCAGUUUACAAACUCAGGCAGAGGAAGCCACCAGUCGUAUGUGGAGCUGAGUGAGCUGAAGAUAGACAGGAAUCAGGAGCUGUUCUGGCAGGAGAUGGCGCGCUGGGUCCAAUUUGAGGAGGACUUCAACCACGAUGUGGAGCUCUGGGGCAAGCCGCACGUCUCCUAUCUGACCCUCAAGAGCCUGCUGGAGCUACGCAGAACCAUGGGGAAGGGGACCGUUCUCUUGGACCUGCAGGAGCGCAGUCUGGCGGGCAUCGCCAGCAAGGUGGUGGACAGCAUGGAGAAGGACGGCCAGCUCACAGAGCAGGACCGGGCCCAGCUGCUCCGGGCUCUGCUCCUCAAACGCAGCCACCCCAAGCAGCCAGCCUCUACCUCUGAGCCUCUCCUGGAGGACGAGCACAUCGAGGUGGAGACCUUCUCCGUUACUCAGGAGAGGUUUUCUGCAGAGAAUGUAGAGGCUACUGUUGUGCUUAUAGGCGAGGUGCAGUUCUUGGAGAAGCCCACCAUGGUGUUUGUGCGUCUGAAGGAUCCGGUGGUGCUACAGUCAGUGCUGGAGGUGGAGCUCCCUGUGCGCUUCCUCUUUGUGCUGCUCGGGCCCAGCCUGCCUCACAUGGAGUAUCACGAGAUGGGACGAGCCAUCUCCACCCUCAUGGCAGACCGGGAGUUCAACGUGGCAGCGUACCUGGCAGAGAGCCGCAGUGAACUGGUGACAGGGAUCAAUGAGUUCCUGGACUUCAGCAUCGUAAUCCCUCCCUCUGAGAUCCAGAACGAAGGCCUGCUGCACUCCAUGGUGCAAUUCCAGAGGCAGCUCUUGAAGAGCCGCUUCAAACCACUGGAGCACCAGGGAGGGAAGCAGCCGUUGGAGACACCAGUCCUGCCCUCGAAGCAGCAGGAAACGGACGACCCUCUCAGGCGGACAGGGAGACCCUUCGGGGGGUUGGUGAAGGACAUCAAGCGGCGCUACCCUCACUACCUCAGUGACAUCACCGACGCACUCAACCCCCAGGUCCUGGCCGCUGUCAUUUUCAUCUACUUCGCCGCCCUCUCUCCCGCCGUCACGUUCGGGGGGCUGCUGGGGGAGAAGACGAUGAACUGGAUGGGGGUGUCAGAGCUGCUGGUCUCCACGGCUGUUCAGGGGGUCCUGUUCUCUCUGUUGGGAGCCCAGCCUCUCCUUGUCAUCGGGUUUUCAGGCCCACUUCUGGUCUUUGAGGAAGCCUUUUUCGAUUUCUGUAAAGACCAAGACUUCGAGUACAUCGUGGGACGUGUGUGGAUCGGGUUCUGGCUCACCCUCAUUGUUGUUGUGAUUGUGGUGUUCGAAGGCAGCUUCCUGGUGCGCUUCAUCUCGCGUUUCACCCAGGAGAUCUUCUCCUUCCUCAUCUCCCUCAUCUUCAUCUAUGAGACUUUCUCCAAGCUCUUCAAGAUUUUCCAGCAACACCCCUUGCUUAAGAAUUAUGAAUACCUGAACUCCACUGCAGGCAAUAGCACAGCUUACAGCACCCCGAAAAAACCCCACCCUAACACUGCCCUGCUCUCCCUGGUUCUCAUGAUUGGAACUUUCUUCAUCGCCUUCUUCCUCAGGAAAUUCAAGAACAGCAUGUUCCUGCCGGGGACUAUCCGUCGUAUUAUCGGAGAUUUUGGAGUCCCUAUCUCUAUCCUUAUCAUGGUUCUCAUAGACUUCUUCAUCAGUGACACCUACACCCAGAAACUGAGCGUGCCCUCUGGUCUGUCGGUGUCACGCAAGAAUGACAGAGACUGGUUCAUCAGCCCCAUGGGGCUGAAGAAGGAGUUCCCCAUCUGGAUGAUGUUUGCGUCUGUCGUCCCGGCACUGCUGGUCUUCAUCCUCAUCUUCCUCGAGUCUCAGAUCACAACGCUUAUCGUGAGCAAGCCGGACAGGAAGAUGGUAAAGGGCUCUGGGUUCCACCUGGACCUGCUGCUGGUGGUGGGAAUGGGAGGUGUGGGCGCCCUCUUUGGGCUGCCCUGGCUCAGCGCAGCCACGGUGCGCUCCGUCACCCACGCCAACGCACUGACCGUCAUGAGCAAGGGGGCCAAACCGGAGAUCGAGAAGGUACUGGAGCAGAGGGUCAGCGGGAUGCUCGUCGCCAUCCUAGUGGGUCUCUCUAUCCUGAUGGAGCCCAUUCUGAAGCUCAUCCCCCUGGCUGUGCUCUUUGGGAUCUUCCUGUACAUGGGGGUCACCUCCCUGAACGGCAUCCAGCUUUUCGACCGAAUGCUCCUCCUGCUGGUCCCCCCGAAGUACCACCCUGACGAGGCCUACAUCCACCGGGUGAAGACGUGGCGCAUGCACAUGUUCACCCUGAUUCAGAUUGUCUGUCUGGUGCUUCUGUGGGGGAUCAAGUCCAGCUCUGCCUCGCUGGCUCUGCCCUUCAUCCUCAUCCUCACCAUCCCCCUGCGCAGGUUCCUGCUCCCCCGUCUCUUCAGCGAGCUUGAAAUCAAAUGCUUGGAUGCGGACGAUGCCAAGGUGCAGUUUGAAGAGAAGCUUGGGGAGGACGUCUACGAUGAAAUCCAAAUGCCCGUCUAACCGCCACGGGGGGCCCUUCACAAUUCUAAUCAGGAUAUGCUCUGAGCUUCUGUAUACCUCCAAAAAUACUACUCAGGGACUCAACAGUGCCUUCCAGCCAAUAAAAGACACUAACGCAGCAUCAAACAUGCAGGGAUUGAAGAGUUUGAGCCCUAGCGAAUACAUUAACCUAUUUAUGUAUUAGCAAUCAGUUAGAUUAAUUUCCAAGUGCCUAUACUGCCAUGCUAGACUGUUACUGGAAACAGUACUGAUCUAUGCAGAGGUUUUAUUUGGUGAUAUCUUGGGGUCCACUGAAAAUGUAAAUAAAACAGGCUUUAGACUGUUGUGGUCUCUUUUUUUUUUACCUAUUCAGCUGAUCCUAUAAUUUGUCACCGUCAGACCUGACAUUGUUAACAUCAGGAUUUCUGUGACAGCCAGAAAUGAAUAGAUUCGACUCCUGUAUAGUUGAUAGCUUGUCUGUUAUUUUCAUUGCUACCUUAAUGCACUUAUCACUGAAUGUCCCAGCAAUAUGAUAAACAAACCAGAUUGCUUCAACCUGCUCCUGUGCUUUGCUUUAAAAAUGCUGUUUUUAGAUAUAAAAUAAUGUCUUAAUGAUUUAGCACGCGCUGAAUCAACAAGAUUUAAAUAAUAAUCUGUGUGCCUUUAUCCUGCAGUGUUUUGGCUGGAAAUAGUUUUGGAUAAGAGAUUUUGUAAAAGUGUGAUUGUGGUAUAUUUUAAAAUUGUAUUUUGCAGUAAAAAUAAAAAGCUGUAUGCUUUAAACACUGUAAAUAGAAAUUAAGUUACACUGUGAAAAUGCAAUGUACAUUUUAUUCAGGGAAGGGUGGGUAACUUUGCAUUGUUUUCUCGUUUUUCUUUUUGAAAUUGUUUGUGUCGAUUUCUGCUGCCAGUGGAAUAUGUUGAAUAUGUUCAGUAAGUAGAAUGGGAAGAUAUAGCUCCAUGUUUUAGAGUAAGAGCUCUGACAAACAAUGAUAGCAUCUGCAUUGGGAGUGCCAUCAUAUUGCUCAGCUCUUUAGCUUUGUGCAAAAUGGUUUCACUUCAUUCGAUGGAUAAAAUAGGCCAGGUCGAAAUCAAGUAAAACAAACAGCGUGUGGUUUUAAUGAAAACCACAAGGGGGCGCUUUAUUCCAUCUUUAAGGUAUUUUUUUAAUAUUUAAUCCUGUUUAAAAAACAAUUUUCAAACGUAUUUUUUUUUUCCUUUAUGAAUUUUUGUUUUCAAAGUUAUUAAAUACUGCCAGCAUGUCUGAAUAUUAUUAUUUUAUUUGCACAUUUAUACAAUUCUAAACACUUUUUAUUAGGGUUGAGUGGUGUGAUGUCUACCAGGUAAUUCAUUCAGAUAAACUUUUUUUACCGUCCUGUGAGUGGUUGUAUAAAUUAUUAUAUACCGGUAUUCUUUGUUUUACCAUUUCAUGUCAGAACAAAGAAGACGAUAUAUUCUGCUUUCAUGCUGCGUUACACUAAUGCUUCUGUGGUUUCUAUUCCUACUUUGUACAUCCCAGUAGCGCAGCACUCAAUAAAGAUACGUUAUGCCAAUGAUCUGUGCAUGGAGUGAGAUGCUUUAUCAACUCGGUACCAAUAUUAAAGUUUAAAGGAGUGCUAAGGAGAAAUAUUUAGUAUUCAAUUUGGAAUGUACAGAGCUCAAACACAACGCUGUAGAUGAAAUGUUCCUACUGCUGCCUGGCACCUCUGGCCGCUGGAUGUUGUCAAACAGACUGCUAAAGUGACCCGAAAUGUACAUCUUAGUUGUUCGGUUCUAGUUUUGUUAACAGAUGUUGUGCCUUCUUUAAAAAGAAGGAUUUAAUUAAAGACUGGAUUUUAGGCUUUGAAAAUGUGGCCCAAUACAAAGUCUUGUGUGAUGUGAUGUUUGACAGUUUCUAAAACAUGUACUGACAGAAUCCUUGACAUAUUAAAUUGGAAGUACUUAAAUUGUU
Polyodon spathula (Mississippi paddlefish) is the source of this 4889-nucleotide messenger RNA. Its product is annotated as anion exchange protein 2-like. Gene Ontology annotation, cellular component: basolateral plasma membrane; plasma membrane. The transcript is spliced from 22 exons. The record is from RefSeq and is a predicted model, not a curated record. Gene Ontology annotation, biological process: monoatomic anion transport; bicarbonate transport; transmembrane transport. Lineage: Eukaryota; Metazoa; Chordata; Actinopteri; Acipenseriformes; Polyodontidae. Gene Ontology annotation, molecular function: monoatomic anion transmembrane transporter activity; solute:inorganic anion antiporter activity; bicarbonate transmembrane transporter activity. The coding region runs from base 185 to 2962 and encodes 925 amino acids.